Messenger RNA from Emiliania huxleyi CCMP1516, 864 nucleotides. RefSeq lists its product as hypothetical. The record is from RefSeq and is a predicted model, not a curated record. Bases 1 to 864 code for a protein of 287 amino acids. Lineage: Eukaryota; Haptophyta; Isochrysidales; Noelaerhabdaceae. Gene Ontology annotation, molecular function: 3'-5' DNA helicase activity; ATP binding; DNA binding. Gene Ontology annotation, cellular component: nucleus. The transcript has 3 exons. Gene Ontology annotation, biological process: double-strand break repair via homologous recombination; replication fork processing.
AUGACCGACCAUGCCUGCUUACUCUCCGCGCUGCAGGGCCUCUCCGAGCAGGAUCGCGCUCGGCUGCUCGCCCAGCUCGCGCCUGUGCCGCCUGCGCCGCAGCAGUCGCUCUCGCAAGGCUCCCAACAGGACAUCUCAGCCUCUCAAGCCUCGCAGUACGACGCCUACUGCCUCGACGACGACGCCUUCGCGCAAAUGGAGAUUCCGGGAGAAGUGCCGAUGAGUGCCCCGCCCGCAGCAGUGCCGGUGCCAGCGCCGCCCGCCCCCGUCGCGGCGGACGCUGCGUCGGGCGGCGGGCUCGUGCGAGACGAGGAGUGGCAGGCCAUCAUCAACACCGAGCUGCGCAAGGGCGAGCUGCUCGGCAUCGUCGCCGCCGCCGGCUCGGGCAAGUCGACGGUGCUGCAGGACUACGCGGCGCACCGGCGGAACCUCAGAUUCCUCUACCUCACGUUCAACAAGGACGUGCAGCGGGAGAAGCAGGACGAGUUCCGUCGCGCGCGGCUGAUCCACGUCGACGUCGUCACGACGCACUCGCUCGCCUACACGCCGACAAAGGCGCUGCACAAGGGCAACGUGAGCGGCAAGCUUUUCGUGCCGUGGGGGCUCCUACACGACGGCCGCCGCGACCCGCAGGACAAGAUGGCGGCGGUCAAGGCGGUCGACGCGUGCGCCGAGGUGAAGCUGACGCACGACGGGUACGUCAAGGCCUUCCAGCUCGACAGCCGCGCGCAGGAGGCGGCGCUUCAGCGGUACGAUGUCGUCAUGCUAGACGAGGCGCACGACUGCACCGCCGCGCAGAUCUCCAUCGCCGAGCGCGCGAGCUGCGCCAAGCUCGUCGUGUACGACCCACACCAACUUUGUUGA